AUGAAACCAAUUUUGAAAAAGAUUGAAUCAGAUUCUACCGAAACAAAAGAAGAUGAAGAAGAUAAACCAGAAAUAAAACCACCUGAAAAGAAAUUACAAAUAAUUAAACCAAUUAAAGAAUGUACAAACUUUGCUAAUGUUGAAGAAUUUAAUCAAUUUUAUGAAGAAAAUAAAAAUUUGUUUGAAGAAUUAACAACUUGUAAGUUAAAUAAAAUGUUUAAAAUUGAAGGUUUUAGAAUUACAAAAAUUAAAGGUCAAGUAAGUUUGAAAUCUAUUCCAGAAUCAAGAGUUACAAAUACAAUGAAAAUAGAUGAAUUAAUUCAAAGAAUUGUAACAGUAGAAGAUAGGGUAAAUUCUAUCAUUGAAUUUAUAAAUUCAAGAUUUCAUGCUUAA
Messenger RNA from Trichomonas vaginalis G3, 393 nucleotides. RefSeq lists its product as uncharacterized. NCBI's taxonomy places the organism in Eukaryota, Parabasalia, Trichomonadida, Trichomonadidae. The transcript has a single exon. Bases 1 to 393 code for a protein of 130 amino acids. The record is from RefSeq and is a predicted model, not a curated record.